UUAAACUCUUCUGGGUCUAUAUUGGCUUUUGCUUUCUUCUGCAGACUCUCUCUCUCUGGGUUUGCUGCAGAAAAGCCUUGUGUACUCACCAGUAUAUUAAGCCAUAAAAAAAGUUCUAAGAGAAUAAUCCUGUUUUGAGCAUAAUUUUGUAUUCUUUUUCCACUUUUUGCAAAUACAUCAGUUUCUUCUUUGUUCGUCUGCAAAUUUUCUUUGAAAUUUUCUUUCUUUCACUUGAGGAAAAGAGAUAGAGAGAGACAUGGGCAAGCAAGGGCCCUGCUAUCACUGUGGAGUUACAAGCACCCCUCUUUGGCGCAAUGGGCCACCUGAAAAGCCAGUACUUUGCAAUGCAUGUGGAUCUCGAUGGAGGACUAAGGGAACACUAGUAAAUUAUACCCCUCUACAUGCUCGAGCAGAACCUGAUGAUUAUGAAGAUCACAGAGUUUCCAGGAUGAAGAUCAUGUCUAUAAAUAAAAACAAAGAAGUGAAACUGGUUAAAAGAAAGCAGCAUCCUGAUAGUGUAGGGGUUGGUGCUGAUUACUCCCUUGGGUUUCGGAAGCUAGUUGAUGAAGAUACAAGUAAUAGAUCCAGUUCCGGGUCUGCUGUGUCUAACACUGAAAGUUGUGCACACUUUGGGAGUGCAGAUGCAAGUGAUUUGACAGGUCCUGCUCAGUCAAUGGUGUGGGACUCAACAGUACCUUCUAGGAAAAGGACCUGUGUCGGUCGUCCAAAACAAUCUCCUGUUGAAAAGCUCACAAAAGAUCUAUAUACUAUUUUACAUGAACAACAACAGUCUUCAUACUUCUCUGGGUCUUCUGAAGAAGAUCUACUUUUUGAGAGUGAAACACCUAUGGUCUCUGUUGAGAUAGGACAUGGAAGUGUUCUCAUAAGGCAUCCCAGCUCAAUAAUCCGAGAAGAGGAAUCUGAAGCUAGCUCACUUUCAGUUGAUAACCUGCAGUGCCAUAGAAAUGAGGCUUAUUCCCGUUCUGCAUCCCUUCUUGUACAUAACAACGAGGGUGUAAAUAUGUCCAGUACUGUGAUUGGAAAGAUGAAUAGCCCUGCAGGACAAGGGAUGCAACAAGAGAAAAGGGACAAGUCACAGCAUGACAACUUGCAAAUCUUGGGAAACCAUAAUUCACCACUUCGUCAUAUAGAUUUAAAUGAUAUUGUAAAUUAUGAAGAGUUCAUAAGGCAGUUGACAAAUGAGGAGCAACAGCAAUUACUGAAGCAUCUACCUCCAGCUGAUGUCAAAUUUCCUUAUAGCCUCAAAAAUAUGUUUGAUAGCCCUCAGUUCAGAGAGAACUUAACUUCCUUUCAGCAACUGCUUGCAGAAGGGGUCUUUGAUAUCUCCCUCCCAGGGGCAAAGUCUGAAGACUGUAAGACUUUGAAAAGGCUUGUAUUAUCCAAUUCUUCAAAAUCUAAAUGGGUUGAGCGCUAUCAUCUUAUCAAGAAGUGUAAGACUACCCCAGGAAAGUCUGUUGUCUCUGGAUCUAACUUCACCACAUCUAGUAAUUUUCGACAAGUCAAGAGACUGCGGGACAAUGAGACUCAAAGUUUUCCAGAUGUAAAGAUGGUUAUGAAGAGCCCCAAAAGGGUAAUCAUGAAGGGGGGCUAUGAAAACAAGGAUAUCCUAGACUACGAUGGUUCUUGCUUUAGUCCAAGAAGCCUCUUUGCUUUGCCUCCCGAUGGUAGCUCUCUCAUGCUAGAUUCCAUGAGUUUUGUCGAAGAAAGUUCUGACCAAGAUCUUCUGCUGGAUGUUCCAUCCAAUGGUUCUUACCCACAAGCAGAGCUUCUUCACCCAACAUUGAGUUUUGGUUCCCAACAAGCAAGCACUAGUAGUAGCUCAAUAUACCCACAUCUACUCCAUCCCUGACAAAUUUCGGAUGCUAUGGUGAUCAAUAGGAUUAUACAGCUCUAUGCCUUGUACCAAAAGCCGUGACAAGGGUUCAUGUAUUUUGCACGCUAAAAACACAGUAUGUGAAUGAGUGUUUGAUGGUUGCAACUUUUUUUCCCUCUGGCUUUUCGAACCUGGAAUUCUAAAGGGAUGAAUUUGAGGUGGGCUUUUUGUAUAGGUUGACAGCAGGUUGUAAUAUAAGCUAAAUAUUGCACAAACUGGUAAGUUCCAUAGUUUUGUAUGACUAUGACUUCUAGUUUUUGUCUUUCAUAAU
Molecule: messenger RNA, 2165 nt
Organism: Fragaria vesca subsp. vesca
Lineage: Eukaryota; Viridiplantae; Streptophyta; Magnoliopsida; Rosales; Rosaceae
Product: GATA transcription factor 26-like
Exons: 8
Coding region: 257-1870 (537 amino acids)
Biological process (GO): regulation of DNA-templated transcription
Molecular function (GO): zinc ion binding; sequence-specific DNA binding
Source: RefSeq, a predicted model, not a curated record